Messenger RNA from Octopus sinensis (East Asian common octopus), 582 nucleotides. RefSeq lists its product as uncharacterized. Lineage: Eukaryota; Metazoa; Mollusca; Cephalopoda; Octopoda; Octopodidae. The transcript is spliced from 2 exons. The coding region runs from base 1 to 582 and encodes 193 amino acids. The record is from RefSeq and is a predicted model, not a curated record.
AUGAAUAAGAUUCCAACAGUCAUUAAGAAGUACAAAUCAGUUGAUUCAGUCCUUGAUGAAAAUGAAGCUGACUAUUACCCAACAGAGAUCCUUAAUUCUCUUGAACCACCAGGAAUUCCUCCACAUAAACUUGUUCUGAAGGUAGGAGUCUCAAUAAUGCUUCUAAGAAAUUUAGAUCCUACUAAAUUAUGCGAUGGGAUAAGGUUGAUUGUAAAGACAUUAUCACCCAAUGUGACAAAAGCUAUCAUCAUCACUGGAUGUGCCUCUGGGGAAGCGGUUUUCGUUCCAAGAAUUCCAAUCAGACCAACAGACAUGCCCUUUGAGUUCAAACGAACACAAUUCCCAGUGCGACUUUCCUUUGCAAUGUCUACUAAUAAAGCUCAAGUUCAGUCUUUGAAAUCUACUGGCUUGCGUUUUUCAUGGUCACCUUUAUGUUGGUUGCUCCAGGCUGGGCUUGAAAAAGGUGGAGGCUUAAGUGUUAAUGCAAUUUCCACUGUUAUUAACAGUGCUAGUGAAGAGAAUCAACUUCAGGUGGAUAUUGAGCUGCAUCUCAAUCUUGGCUUGCUCGAAGUUAACCUCUAG